Molecule: messenger RNA, 1273 nt
Organism: Aphidius gifuensis
Lineage: Eukaryota; Metazoa; Arthropoda; Insecta; Hymenoptera; Braconidae
Exons: 7
Coding region: 548-1273 (241 amino acids)
Source: RefSeq, a predicted model, not a curated record
UAUUAUUUUAUUAUUUAAUAAAUGGCUGAUAUAAAAUAUACAUCAACCGCAGAAAUGACUGCGGUUGAGGAUAAUGAGAAAGGAAUAAAUGUUACAGGGUAUGUUACAUCUAUGACUGACAUUAUAUCAAUUGAAAAAAAGCCAAUAUCAUGUCCUCAGAUUUUGUGUUAUCAAAUAAAGAUGGUACUAAAAUUCGUUGUAUUUUAUGGGGAACCAUAAUGUGUCAAAAAUGGAAAGAUGAAAUAAAAUUAAAUUUAAUUGUUGAAUUAUUGGGAGGAAACAUUCGGCUAGGCAUACCACGUUUUCGUGACCCUGAAUGUUUGGAUGUAGAUUUUCAUAUUCAAUCUCACACAGACAUUCUUUUUCAUGGGUUUCAUAAUCCAGAAUUAAAUUUAAUUCCAGAAUUAAUGUUCGUCGUGUACCAUUCGACUCAUUGCUUGAAGAAACUGAUGUCAUUGAAAUAGUAGGCUUCAUAAGAAGCAAAUUUCGUGUCCAUGUGAUUAAUUAUGUUGAAAAUCCAAUAUUUGUGGUUGGUGCUCCUAUCUUAAUGAGAGGAAAAAUGAUACACAUGCACUUUCAAUUGAUUAACAUGACUGACAUUAUUAUUCGUCAUGAUAUUGAACAAAUGGAUAAUAAUGCUUUGGAUUUAUCAUUCCAUCCUAUUUCACGUAAACGUCCACGUUUACCAGUUGUAUCAAAUGUACAAGCACCAACACCAUUUGUACCAGUUGUAUCAAAUAUACAAGCACCAACACCAUUUGUACCAGUUGUAUCAAAUGUACAAUCAUCAACAUCAUUUGUACCAGUUGUAUCAAAUGUAUCACCAGCACCAACAAUAUUUCAAUCACAAAAUGAAAUUAAAACAUCAAAUGUACAAGCACCAACAACAGCUGUACCAAUUCCAUCAGUUGUACAAACGUCAACACAAGUUGUACCAGUUGUACCAGUUGUAUCAGUUGUAUCAAAUGUACCAGCACCAACACCAAUUAAAUUACAAAAUAUAGCCAUUAAAAAAGGACAAAAAAAAUGCUUUAAACGAGAACAAAAACAUGCACCAGCAACAAAUUCACAUAAACGUGCACGUACAAAUCUUGAACCAUUUGUUAUUGAAGAUGAAAAUGGUGAUGAAUGUGAUGACAGUGCAAUUUCUAUUAGUGAUGAGUCGGUUGGAUGUGAAAGUGAUGGGUCAAUUGAUGAUAAAAGUGAUGAUUUAAUUAAAAAUGAUGUGUCUAAACCAGCAGCAGCAUUGCAAAUUAAAUCAUCAUCAGAUUAA